CAAAGACAUGACAAAGAAAGCUGUUGACGUCUAACAUUUCCCAAAAAGCCAUGUGAAGAGAUGACUCCACAAAAACAAAAGAUGGAUUUCUUGAAGGAACUUCCCGUUUUGAACAAAAACAACUUCAGCAGGUUUCAGGCAGACUCUAAUCAGCAGCUAGCUGUUUAUAUUCCUACACAUGAAUAUCCAUCAGCACAGAUCAUUAUCCAAGAGCAUACACAGAUUUUGGCGAAGCCUCCUGAAAAGAGCAACAAGAUUUCCUUUCUAGAUGUUAAGAUUGCACCACACUUUAAACGACGGGAACAUGUGCAACUUGAACACGCAGGAGGAGAAGAAAUUUCAGCUUGCUGGAAGAGAUAGAAAUGAAUGAGGAUUUUUCAGUUUGCAGAGAACAAAGAGUGCACCGUGUGAUUGUCAUAAAGGAGCAUGGGACGGAAGGAGAGCCUCAUCUCGUAACUGUAACUAGUAACCUCUUUGAUGACUUUGUACCGACAUAUCCCAAAUCACUACCAAGCUUUUUGUUUUUUAAUCUGUGAUGUUUAUUAAAUUGUAAACACAUA
Molecule: messenger RNA, 560 nt
Organism: Corythoichthys intestinalis (scribbled pipefish)
Lineage: Eukaryota; Metazoa; Chordata; Actinopteri; Syngnathiformes; Syngnathidae
Product: DET1- and DDB1-associated protein 1-like
Exons: 6
Coding region: 61-360 (99 amino acids)
Source: RefSeq, a predicted model, not a curated record